AUGCUUGGCUGUGUCAACACAUUGAAGCACAAAACAGCAUACAUUGAAGCAUGGUGGCGGCCUAAUGUCACUAAAGGAUACCUCUUUCUCGAUAGAGCUCCUACUCCCGAGUUUUUGCCUUGGCCUUCAUCGUAUCCCCCUUUCCGAGUCAAUGAGGACGUCACUAAAUUAAAAGUGUACCCGAAAAUUCGGAAUCCGGUCCAAGUGCGAAUAGUUCGUUCGAUUUUGGAGAUAUUUAGAGAGGGUGACAAUGAUGUAAGAUGGUAUGUAAUGUCGGAUGAUGACACCGUUUUCAUGGUUGAUAAUUUGGUAAAAGUUCUAGCCAAGUAUGACCAUACUAAGUACCAUUACAUUGGUACAAGUUCGGAAAGUGUCAAGUCGAAUUUUGAUUUUUCGUUUGAUAUGGCUUUUGGUGGUGCUGGUUAUAUUUUGAGUUACCCUCUGGUGGCAGUUCUAUCAACAAAGCUGGAUGAAUGUAUUGAUAGAUAUUCAUACUCCUGGACUAGCGAUUUUACAUUACAUGAAUGUUUAUCCGAUUUGGGAGUUGCUCUAACUCAGGAAAAGGGACUUCACCAGAUUGAUCUCCAUGGUGACAUAUCAGGUCUUUUAUCGUCUCAUCCUCAAACUCCAUUCCUCUCCCUCCACCACAUCGAUGAAGUUGAACCAAUCUUCCCAUCCAUGAACCGCUCUGAGUCCAUUAACCAUCUCAUGAAAGCUGCAAAAGUUGAUCAUUCUCGUCUUCUUCAACAAACAGUAUGCUACCACAGACCAAGCAAUUGGUCUUUCUCAAUCUCAUGGGGCUAUUCUGCUCACAUUUACGAAAACAUAAUCCCUCGAAGCACUCUCCGGAGGCCAAUCGAGACAUUCUGGCCUUGGAAGAGGAACGCAAGACAACCAUUUUACAUGUUCAACACCAGAUGGCCCUUCAAUGAUCCAUGUCAAGCUCCCCAUGUGUUUUAUCUUGAUACUGUUGAUCAGAGUGUUGAAGGAAGCAAGACUGUUACCACUUAUUCAAGGGUAGCGCCGCGUGGUUUGCCGCCAUGUUCUUCAAGUGGUAAUCACUCUGCGGAUUCCAUCACCAAUAUUGAGGUCUAUUCGACUCUAGAAAUCAGCUUGGAGGUGAGAGGAAUGGACUGUUGCGACAUAGUACCUGCAGAAGAUAUGAACACUACUCGAGUAAUGUAUAGGUCUUGCAUGGAUAGUGAAUUCGUCGCAUAA
Messenger RNA from Fragaria vesca subsp. vesca, 1218 nucleotides. RefSeq lists its product as uncharacterized. Gene Ontology annotation, molecular function: acetylglucosaminyltransferase activity. NCBI's taxonomy places the organism in Eukaryota, Viridiplantae, Streptophyta, Magnoliopsida, Rosales, Rosaceae. The transcript has 2 exons. Bases 1 to 1218 code for a protein of 405 amino acids. The record is from RefSeq and is a predicted model, not a curated record.